Molecule: messenger RNA, 3008 nt
Organism: Vitis riparia (riverbank grape)
Lineage: Eukaryota; Viridiplantae; Streptophyta; Magnoliopsida; Vitales; Vitaceae
Product: probable disease resistance protein At5g66900
Exons: 5
Coding region: 283-2718 (811 amino acids)
Biological process (GO): defense response to fungus
Molecular function (GO): ADP binding
Source: RefSeq, a predicted model, not a curated record
GUCGCCGACUACGAAUGUAGGUACAAGCUUCCUCUGUCGGAGUCGCAUUCCUUGGUCUUUAAGUCUUUGACGACACGAAUGUAAGUAGAAGCUUCCUCUGCAUCUGAAAACCGGUGCCUUUAGUCACAGCUGCGAAGAUAUAACUGACCAUCUCCAGAUCUGUUUGCGUGCCCAGCAAACCCAGGAAAAGGAAAGAGAUUUUUUAUUUUGAAUCUUUAUGGUUGAGGGUGUCUUGUUUUUUGGAGAGCUAAAACCCCAUUUCUGCUGAGUCGAAUUCUCGAUAUGGAAAUUAUUGGACAAGCCGUUCUGGGAGAAGUCACUGGAGAAUUGAUAAAACCCAUUUUCGAUGGAGUAAAGAAGGCAGCUUCGUUCGAUGAGAUCUUAAAACAAGUCAGAUCCAUUCUAAAACUCAUAGGGCCGACCGUCCAUCAGAUCAAACAAUUGAGCGGAGAGAGAGAUCGUCCAAAGGGGGAGAGCGAGAAGCAGCUAAUACAGCUGUAUGAAGAAGGCGAGAAGCUUAUUCAAAAAUACUAUAGGGCCCAUUGGCUGAUCAAUAAAUGGAAAUACGAAGGUAAGGUUAAUGCCUUUUACAAGUCGCUUCUUCUCUUCUUCCAGUUUGGUAUGCCGCUGGAACAAUUGAAGACCAACAUGGAGAGUUUGGCCCUUCGUCAAUCUCAAUUGAAAUCUAGAGCUGGUGAGGUGUCUGGUCAAAUUGGAUUUUUGGGUUCGGGAGGUUGCUAUGCCCGUAAACCCCCUGAUUUUACGGUGGGACUGGAUGUGCCCCUGAGAGAAGUGAAAGAGCUGCUGUUUAAAGAAUCUGUGGUUGUGGUGUCGGCUCCUGGAGGAUGUGGGAAGACCACGCUUGUUCAAAAACUCUGCCAAGACCCGGAUGUUAAAGGAAAAUUUAAGGACAACAUCUUCUUUGUCACGGUAUCUAAGGUGCCCAACAUCAAACUCAUGGUACGGAAACUAUUUGAACAUAAUCAUAGCCGGGUGCCAGAGUUUCAAACUGAUCAAGAUGCGAUCAUCCAGUUGGAACAACUGCUGAAAAAACAAGCAGAAAAAGCUCCUGUACUGUUGGUCCUCGAUGAUGUUUGGGGUGGCCCUGAUAUUAGGGUUGAACCUGAAUUCCCUCUUCAGAAGUUUGAGUUUAAAAUACCGGAAUGCAGGAUUCUGGUUACAUCAAGAUACAAAUUUCCAGGCUUUGGCUCUGCCUACAAACUGGACUUGUUGCAUGGUGAAGAAGCCAUGAAACUUUUUCGGCACUCAGCAUUCCCCACAGAUGGGGAUUUCACGCUGGAUGAAGAUUUUGAUGAAGAUCUUGUGAAGGAGAUUGUGAAAAGAUGCGGUGGAUUCCCUCUGGUCCUCCAAGUUGUAGCCCGAUCACUCUGUGGGCUACCUGUAGAGAUCUGGAAAAGCAGACUGCUGGAAUGGUCGGAAGGUCAAUCCAUUUUGGAAUCUGGGGAAGGUCUUCUUGAUUGCCUCCAAAGUAGCUUAGCUUCCUUGAAUGAUAAGCUGAAGGAGUGCUUUAUGGACCUGGGCUCGUUUCCUGAGGAUAAAAAAAUACCUGUCACGGCUCUUAUAGAUAUGUGGGCAGAAUUGUACAAACUCGAUAAAAAUGGCGUGCAUGCUAUUUCCAGACUUAUUAAACUCUCCUUACAGAAUCUGCUUAAUCUGGUAGUCACAAGGAAAGGCGCAGCAGAGGUUGAAGGCUGCUAUGACGACGCCUUUGUCUUGCAACAUGAUCUUCUGAGAGAACUGGCCAUUCGUCAGAGCAGCCAGGAGCCCAUGGAAGAGAGGAAAAGACUAAUCUUGGACUUGAGUGGAAACAGGCUCCCUGAUUGGUGGACAGAAGAAAAACAACCCUGCAUCAAGGCUCGCCUUCUGUCUAUCUCCACAGACGAAAUGUUCUCCUCAAGCUGGUGCGACAUGCAAGUGCCUGAAGUGGAGGUCCUGAUACUCAACUUUCAGACAAGGGAAAACCACUACACACUACCAGAGUUCAUGAAGCGAAUGGAUAAGUUGAGGGUCUUGGUAUUAACAAAUUAUGGUUUCUCCAUUCCUGAGCUGACUAAUUUUUCAGUCCUCGGUUCUUUAUCCAGUCUAAAGAGAAUCAGGUUAGAGCGGGUUUCAAUCCCAACCCUCUGCAACACCAUGGUAGAGUUAAAGAAUUUGGAGAAAAUAACCUUGGUUAUGUGUAAGAUCAAUCAGGCUUUUAACAGUAGUGCCAUCCAGAUGCCUGUUAUGUUGCCUAAUCUUAAGGAAAUAAAUAUUGAUUCCUGCAAUGACUUGGUGGGGUUACCUGAGUGGCUCUGUGAUUUAGUACAGCUAAGGAAGCUCAGCAUCUCCAACUGCCAUAAGCCAUCUACACUGCCAGAAGGGAUGGGGAGGCUGGGAAAUCUGGAGGUGCUGAGGCUUCAUGCCUGCACAAAACUAGUGGGAUUGCCAGACUCAAUUGCAAGCCUCCACAACUUGACUUUUCUUGAUAUAAGUGGUUGUUUUCGAAUGAGGGAACUGCCAAAACAAAUGGGUGAGUUGUGCAGAUUGAGAAAGCUCUACAUGAGAAGGUGCUCAAGACUGAGAGACUUGCCACCAUCAAUCAUGCGUAUCAAGCAGUUGAAAGUAAUCUGUGACACAGAAAAGGCCCAUCUGUGGGAAGAUCACAAUUUCACCAAUUUGAUGAUUGACGAGACAACUGACUUAGAUUGGCUUGUUUGAAAUUCUGGUUCCUGAGCAAACUUCUCUUCACAGGAAUGCUGAAAUGCCUCUGAUUUUGCCAAUUUGUUUUCCGGUUAAAAAAGCCAUGUGCCCUUCAAGACAGUGAAGCAGUUUUUUAUUUAUUUUCUUUUUCUGGUACAAAGUGGUAUGGACAAAUAAGGGAAGCAAUGUUGUACAUCAGGUCUCUUUGAGUGCACAUUUGUGUAACUACUUUGUAGAAACCAAAAGAGAUUCUGUUCGAUCUUUUUGAGCAUUUAAUGGUUCAAGUCCAUUGGGAAUAUUUUCAAAAA